Messenger RNA from Aphanomyces astaci, 195 nucleotides. RefSeq lists its product as hypothetical. The transcript has 2 exons. The coding region runs from base 1 to 195 and encodes 64 amino acids. Lineage: Eukaryota; Oomycota; Saprolegniomycetes; Saprolegniales; Verrucalvaceae. The record is from RefSeq and is a predicted model, not a curated record.
AUGUGGUGCCUUUGGUUCCGCCGCGAAGUCAUCCACGAGACGACACGGCUGCGCCUGUGUGCUGCCGACAUUGCGGACUACAAGUCCAUGCUCUGGUGCUUCAGCUCUCCGUCGCUGACCCUUGGCCCGGCCGCCCCAUCUCGUCGCCGCCUCGCGACCAACGCUUACCUCAAGGCCGUUUCCGACGAGCUGUAG